GCGCGCGGUUAACAAUUGCAGCAAAUUUUGCAAAACAAGACGAAUUAAUCAUCGAAUUUGAAAAUCUUUCUCUCUCGAUCUCGAUGUCGCUGCAAACUCUGAAGGAAUUAACACUGAGACACUGCUCAACCCAACAAUCAUCAUCACAAUCCCUUCUCCGCGAUUUCGAUUCACACCUCCCAAUCAACAGAAAACCCCAAUCCUCUCUUGCCCAUCACCUUCGUCUCCUUGAUGACCCUGACGACCCACCUUUUCAGCCCCACGAUUUCCUUUCCCAACAACAAGAAUUAAAACUAGAUGAUGAAGAAGAAGAAGAGGAAGAGCCAGAGAUAAAGUGUGUGCCUGUGAAAUUUACUUCUGUUAAAUCCUCUCAGAUUCAAUUCGAUCAUACUGGACCCUUUGAGCCUUUGCUUUUGUCUUCUGACGGUGAACUUCCUUUGGUUCAGGUUCCUGCAUCUAUAAACUGUAGACUGCUUGAGCAUCAGAGAGUGGGAGUGAAGUUUCUGUAUGAUUUGUACAAGAAUAAUAAGGGAGGCAUCCUUGGAGAUGACAUGGGUCUUGGAAAGACCAUUCAAACAAUAGCAUUUCUUGCUGCCAUAUUUGGUAAAGAAGGAGACUCCAUUCUUAGUGAGACGCGAGUUGAGAAAAGAGACCCUGUAUUAAUAAUUUGCCCAUCAUCCAUUAUUCAAAACUGGGAGAGUGAAUUCUCUAAGUGGUCCAACUUCAGCGUUGCCAUUUAUCACGGCGCAAACCGGGAUUUGAUAUAUGAUAAAUUGGAAGCAAAUGGAGUGGAGGUACUUAUUACCAGUUUUGACACUUACAGGAUUCACGGAAACAGUUCCUUGUCAGAUAUACAGUGGAACACUGUGAUUAUUGAUGAGGCUCAUCGGCUUAAGAAUGAGAAAUCAAAACUCUAUAAAGCAUGUUUAGAAAUUAAAACCCUGCGACGAUAUGGUCUUACCGGGACCGUAAUGCAAAAUAAGAUCUUAGAAUUGUUCAAUAUCUUUGAUUUAGUUGCACCUGGAUCCCUUGGAACGCGUGAACACUUCCGUGAGUUUUAUGAUGAACCCCUUAAACAUGGUCAGAGGUCAACUGCUCCUGAUAGAUUUGUCCAAAUUGCUAAUAAGAGAAAACAACACCUUGUAUCAGUUCUUAAUAAAUAUAUGUUGAGAAGGACAAAGGAAGAGACCAUAGGGCAUCUUAUGAUGGGGAAGGAAGAUAACAUUGUUUUUUGUGCAAUGAGUGAUUUGCAAAAACGCAUUUAUAGGAGAAUGAUCCAGCUUCCUGACAUUCAGUGCCUUAUAAACAAGGACCUACCUUGUAGUUGUGGUAGCCCUCUCACUCAAGUUGAAUGUUGCAAAAGGACUGUACCAGAUGGAGCUAUUUGGCCUUACCUUCACAAAGAUAACCUCGAUGAUGGAUGUGACUCAUGCCCCUAUUGUAUUGUCCUUCCAUGCCUUGUCAAGCUACAACAGAUAAGCAAUCACCUUGAGCUGAUUAAGCCAAACCCCAAAGAUGACCCUGACAAACAAGUUAAAGAUGCAAAGUUUGCUGCUGCUGUCUAUGGCCCAGACAUUGACUUAGUUGGUGGGAGCAUGCAGAAUGAGAGUUUCCUGGGUCUAAGUGAUGCAGAACAUUGUGGCAAAAUGCGAGCACUUGAAAAGCUAUUGUUGUCAUGGUUUUCACAUGGCGACAAAGUUCUUUUGUUUAGCUAUUCUGUAAGGAUGCUGGACAUACUGGAGAAAUUUAUCAUAAGAAAAGGCUACUGCUUCUCAAGACUUGAUGGGUCCACUCCAACUAAUUUACGUCAGUCUCUGGUUGAUGAUUUCAACUCUAGUCCAAGCAAACAAGUGUUCCUGAUAUCAACUCGUGCUGGUGGGCUCGGAUUGAACCUUGUCAGUGCGAACCGUGUCGUAAUAUUUGAUCCCAACUGGAAUCCCUCACAAGACUUACAGGCUCAGGACAGGUCCUUUCGAUAUGGACAGAAACGGCAUGUUGUGGUAUUCCGUCUUCUCUCAGCUGGUUCACUUGAAGAACUAGUUUAUUCUCGUCAGGUGUACAAGCAGCAGCUCUCAAACAUUGCUGUCUCUGGGAAGAUGGAAAAACGAUAUUUUGAAGGUGUCCAGGAUUGCAAAGCAUUUCAAGGGGAGCUUUUUGGAAUCUGCAAUUUAUUUCGAGAUUUAUCUGAUAAACUAUUUACCAGUGAGAUCGUUGAAUCGCAUGAGACGAAUAAAAAAGACGGGCUUGAAACAGAACAGCAGAAAAAAACAUAUAUUUCAGAAGAAACAAAUUUGUUAGUAUCAGAGUCGGAAACCAGGUCAUGUUCUGAAUCUGUGAGGACUACAAGUAAACCAGAUAUUGAAUUUGAAGACGUCGGCAUUGUCUACGCUCAUCGCAAUGAAGACAUUGUCAACUCCCGACCAGUGAUUCAAAGGCAGUUAUCUACCAGCAGCACCUCUUCAAGCGACGGCCAAAGCGAGCCAAGCAGCACUUUAGUCCAUGAAAGGAAGAAAUCAGAUUGUGUACCUAAAAAACAGAAAAUUCUUUUGAUCGAUGAAAGGAAGAGAGCCCAAUUUAGCCUGCUCGCUGAGAGUAUGGGCAUGGAAGACCUUGCAUUUAGCAAAUGGUUGCUAUCCGCCACUCCAGUAGAGAGAGAAAAGGUGCUUAUAGACUACAAAAGGAAAAAGCUUAAAGGUUGAGUAGUGGUUAUCAUAGAUGACAAAACAAAUGCAAACAAUAGAAAAUUGUGUAAAUGUGAAAUGUGUAGAUAUUCAAUUUUUCCUUGUACAAAUUGAAUUAGUUAGAUCUGUGAGCAUAGCUCAGUUGGCAAGCAGGGGUUGGGGUUCGAACCCCAGACACCCCACUUAUUCACCUUAGAAGGUGAAUUCUAGCCACUAGGCUACCUGACCAAAAAAAAAAAGAUAUAGCUUGUCUUCCAAACAUUAUAACUUUUAUUUUUGAUGAAUCGUAAUGUUUCGUUUUUUUAGGUUCUGAAUCGUAAUGUUUCUUACAUCUGCAUAUUAGGCUCAAAGAUUAGUAUUCUCACACGAAAAAAUUAUUUAAAUGCUUCUGUUUAUAACAUUUUAUGAUCAAAAUUCAA
This is a messenger RNA of Medicago truncatula (barrel medic), 3100 nucleotides long. RefSeq names its product switch 2. NCBI's taxonomy places the organism in Eukaryota, Viridiplantae, Streptophyta, Magnoliopsida, Fabales, Fabaceae. The record is from RefSeq and is a predicted model, not a curated record. Gene Ontology annotation, molecular function: ATP binding.